UUAAAAGAGUUAGACAACUUGAAGUUGUGUAACUCUUCUGUAUCGAAGUUAUUUUUAUUGUUUAAUGAUGGCUUCCCGUGUCCGCCGUCAUCGCUGGGCUUUGGAUUUCUCUGGAAGGUCCAAAUCUGACCACCAGGUGAGUCGAAUCUCUGACCUCCGACCUCCAGUUGGUUACAGUGAGACUGCCAAUGUAUCCGACCGAGUUAAAGACAUUGAUCCAGACUUAAUUGUUAAAAGAUCUUGGGAUGUGGCCCUUGGUCCUGUCAAACAAGUACCAAUGAAUAUUAUUAUUAUGUGGAUGGCUGGAAAUUCAAUAUCUAUUUUCCCAAUAAUGAUGGUUGGAAUGAUGUUCUUCAGACCAAUUCAGGCUCUGAUUGGAAUUCAAAACACAUUCAAAUUGAUUGAAGGUUACCAAGGACCAUUGCAGAAAAUAGUUUACUUCUUUGGGAAUGUCAUCUGUUUGGCACUGGCUGUGUAUAAGUGUCAGGUGAUGGGUUUGUUACCAACGCAGCCAUCUGAUUGGUUGGCCUUUGUUGAACCACAAAAGAGAAUGGAAUGGUCUGGUGGUGGCAUUCUUUUGUGAAGGAUGAAAUUAAUCACUCUGUUGAAGUUGUAUCUAAAUUAUAACAACAAAUGUUUUUAUUUAAAGCAAAUAAACAAACAAGAUUCUGAUA
Messenger RNA from Octopus bimaculoides (California two-spot octopus), 674 nucleotides. RefSeq names its product ER membrane protein complex subunit 4. NCBI's taxonomy places the organism in Eukaryota, Metazoa, Mollusca, Cephalopoda, Octopoda, Octopodidae. The record is from RefSeq and is a predicted model, not a curated record.